CUUUAGAGGUGUCAGUUGGCAGCUAGUAUGGCGGGGUUAGUUCCUCGGGGCAGUCUCAACAAUAUUCUGUGAGUGGCGCAUCAAUUGGCAGCUCUCAAAAAGUUCUACCUUAUGCUGGCCGCAGUGCCCUUUCCAUCCACCCCACCGGCGGCGGGCACCACUGGUCCGUCCAGUCCGUAUUCCGCAGUACCUAGCCUCUUUCUUCCUCCCCUCCCCCGAUCUGGCAGUUUUAAGCCCCUCCCGAGUCCUCCGUCUAGCCCGGACUAUUAAUACGAAUUGCAGAACCCGGUCGACUUCUUCUCUUUCUGCGCUGCUCAAACAUCCUUGUUAUCAAUCCAGACGACGCCUCAUCCGUCCCUUCCCACCUCCUCCCAUCUCAACCGUCCUUUUCGCGUCUUCGCAUCGCCGGAACUCCACCAUGGCCAGCGUCAGCGUCAUCGAAGCCGCAAAGCGCGCCGCCGGCAAGGCGGCCGUGGAGAACCACUACCCCAAGGACGCCAAGUUCGUCGGCAUCGGCAGCGGGUCGACCAUCGUCUACGUGGUCGAGGCCAUCAAGGAGUCCGGGGUCGACACCUCGGCGACCAAAUACGUGCCUACGGGCUUCCAGUCCAAGCAGCUGAUCCUGUCGGCCGGGCUGACGGCCGUCGACUUCGACUCACUCCCGGAAGGCACGGUGCUGGACGUGGCCUUCGACGGCGCCGACGAGGUGGACGACGAUCUCAACCUGAUCAAGGGCGGCGGGGCUUGUCUCUUCCAGGAGAAGAUCGUGGCUCUGCAGGCCAAGGAGUUCAUCUGCGUUGCUGACUCCCGCAAACUCCAAUCGCGCCUCCUGUCCAACUGGAAGUACAUCCCCAUCGAAGUCGCCCCGAUCGCCGCCGCUCGCGUCCUCACGGCCCUCCGCGAGAUCGGCAGCAUCCAGCCCGCGCUCCGGCUGAACACCGACCCCAAGCAAGGCCCUUUGAAGACUGACCAGGCGUUCUACAUCAUCGACGCCCCCUUCCCGACGCUGUUGACGCAGUCCGACGUCGCGGCCGGCAAGGAAGGCAGCGGGAAGGACGGCAUCUGGGAGGUCGAGGCCCUGUCGCGAGCGAUCAAGCAGAUCCCCGGUGUCCUGGACGUCGGGAUCUUCUCUGGCCUGACGGGCCCGCAGGCCCGGGCCCUGGGCGGCGUUGGCGGGCAGAAGCCCAUUGCCGCCUACUUCGGGAUGCCGGACGGUUCUGUCUCCGUCAGGAAGGCGGCCGCAUGAGUGGAUUUCUGUAAAAAAUCCCAUGUAUGACGAUUUACUCCAUUGAUAAGAUAUAAAAUGAUACCACUUGAACAUUUAGC
This is a messenger RNA of Aspergillus fijiensis CBS 313.89, 1326 nucleotides long. RefSeq names its product ribose-5-phosphate isomerase RKI1. Gene Ontology annotation, molecular function: ribose-5-phosphate isomerase activity. NCBI's taxonomy places the organism in Eukaryota, Fungi, Ascomycota, Eurotiomycetes, Eurotiales, Aspergillaceae. The record is from RefSeq and is a predicted model, not a curated record. Gene Ontology annotation, cellular component: intracellular membrane-bounded organelle. Bases 419 to 1246 code for a protein of 275 amino acids. The transcript is spliced from 2 exons. Gene Ontology annotation, biological process: pentose-phosphate shunt, non-oxidative branch; D-ribose metabolic process.